Messenger RNA from Aspergillus heteromorphus CBS 117.55, 666 nucleotides. Its product is annotated as bifunctional thymidylate/uridylate kinase. Gene Ontology annotation, molecular function: ATP binding; dTMP kinase activity. Gene Ontology annotation, cellular component: nucleus; cytosol; cytoplasm. The coding region runs from base 1 to 666 and encodes 221 amino acids. NCBI's taxonomy places the organism in Eukaryota, Fungi, Ascomycota, Eurotiomycetes, Eurotiales, Aspergillaceae. The transcript has 2 exons. Gene Ontology annotation, biological process: dUDP biosynthetic process; dTTP biosynthetic process; dTDP biosynthetic process. The record is from RefSeq and is a predicted model, not a curated record.
AUGGCAGCUCACUCGCGCCGCGGGGCGCUCAUCGUUGUCGAAGGCCUGGACCGCGCGGGCAAAUCCAGUCAAUGCGAGUCUCUACGCGACAAAUUGCAAGAAUUAGGCCACUCGGUGAAGUACAUCCGUUUCCCAGACCGGACCACUCCCAUUGGAAAGUUGAUCGAUGACUACCUACGUGGCCAGUCGCAGUUGGACGACCAUUCCAUCCAUCUCCUUUUCUCCGCCAAUCGCUGGGAGAUUGCGCGGAGCAUCGAGGAAGACAUAGCAGCUGGCAUCACCGUGAUCGUGGACCGUUAUUCCUAUUCCGGUGCCGUAUACUCCGCCGCCAAAUCCAACCCGACUUUGUCCCUGGAGUGGGCAUGGAUGCCAGAAAUCGGAUUGCCCCAACCCGACCUCUGUCUUUUCCUGAGUAUUGCCCCGGGGGAAGCUGCGAAGCGCGGUGGAUUCGGUGCCGAACGUUAUGAGAAUGAGACCAUGCAAAGCCGCGUGCGCGAGUUGUUCCAAACAAUCUUCCGCGUACAGCAGAGCGGUAACAUUCAAGUACUUGAUGCCGGUAGGGCAUUCCCAGAUGUCUCGAUAGACAUUGAGAAGAGCGCAGUCGACUGUAUUGCUCGUCUGGACUCCAUUGGGCCAUUGAAGCGAUUCGCAUCCAUCGCCGUUUAG